Molecule: messenger RNA, 3944 nt
Organism: Pelobates cultripes (western spadefoot toad)
Lineage: Eukaryota; Metazoa; Chordata; Amphibia; Anura; Pelobatidae
Source: the annotation of a GenBank genome assembly
AUGGAUACACCAGGUAAGUGAUCUCUGUGUUUUGUGUUUUGGAAGCUCAUCCUGCAGGGCUGUAUAUACUGAGCAUUACUAGGGAGUAUCUCACUUUAUAGCUGAUUACUUCUGUGAUGGUCUUAGAAGUUCCUCACUGACUCUGUUACUGUUUGACAGAACUCAUCCAUGAUAUUAAUAGGGACACUAUAGUCACCAGAAUCCCUACUACUUAAGGCAGUGGUUCUGGUGAUUAUACACACCGGUUUCUCAAUGUAGAUACAAUGUAUUUCUCUCUUCCUCUCUAGGUGCAAACCCUCAGAUGGCCACUAGAGGUGCUUUGUGUCUACCCUCAGUCUCAACACUCUGCAUGGUGAUCGAUGCAGACACAUAGUGAUAGAAGGGUUACUCUAGUACCCAAACACCUGGAUUUAAAACCUAAUCUGUGCUGCUAACCUUGCAGCUUGUUGCUGAAAUCAGGGCCAAAUCAAAGUAUAGAAAACUUAGAAACCAAAUCAGUUUAACUAGAUGCCAAAUGUGCACAUGGGGUGUGUGGGUUUUUUUUUUUUUUCUUAAUGUUGGCAUUGACAAAGUGGAAACACUGUAUUCUUGUUGGUGCUUCAAAUAAAGUGUGGCAUUUAGUUACUCUUCCUAGGUUUCAAUCUCUGAGAGACUAAUUGAUUCAGUGUUUGUGCAAGGCAUACCCACCAGCCUCCUAAAUGCUUUCCUAUGGGGAAGCAUUGGAUGGGCUGAUAUCGUCAAAACUGAUCUCAACCACAGACUGGUAUGGGAGAAAAAGUGAUCAAAAUCACCUUGUUGGAGUGAUCCAAGCAGGUAUUAGAAUCAAUAAUACAUGUUUGUAUUUCUGACACUAGUGUUCCUUUCAAUAAACUCUCUGAAUUAAUGUCUGUAAUUCAAAAUGAAUCCUCGGCUGACCUGGUGGAAAUCUUUACUGUUUGGCUAUAGUCUCAGACAUUUCAAAUUCUGACACUUCUCACUGUAAUGCCAAAAGCUGCUGGUAGGGUAGCACAUUAAAAACCCAGGACAAUGGGACAGCACCUUAAAACUGCAUAAAUUGUUAGUAAGGCUCCUAAAACAUCUCAGUACAUGUCAGCUCCUGGCCACUGAUCCCUCUAAAAUAAAUGUGUCCCUCUUUGUCCGUUUGGAACUCUGUGUUCUGGAAGGGUUGUCUCCUGUGCACUUUUUUUAUUGAACGGUUUACAAUAUUCAAUAUCUUGACUUAUGGUCUAAAUCCCUUGCAGUUGUGGCUAUAACCUCUUCCUACUGACUUCCAGAUACCCUCCUGUUUGCUGUGAAGGAUUACGUUGCCAGAGCUGGAUUACCACCCAAGAAUCUUCUGGAUAACUUUGAUGCCAGAUCUAGCAUUGUAGGGAAGCUGAAUAAUGUCAGUAAGAUUGCUUUUAACCCAGAAGGGGUGCUGUUUGCUGUGCGUGGUACAGAGCUUUUCAUGGGAGCUAUGCCUUCAGAUCCAAACCUGGACUGGUUCUCGACUGCCAAGAGAGUGGGCAAAACUGACUGGGAUGGGUUUAAAUUCAUUUUCUUUGAUCCAAAUGGCCUUCUGUAUGCAGCUACCAAGAAAGGGGAGUUCUACAAGGGUCCAGCACCAAGCAAUGAAAACGUGUCCUGGCUUUAUGGCCAAGCCACCAAAAUAGGAACCGGCGGCUGGAAUGAAUUUGAUGCCCUUUUCUUUGACCCUAAAGGCAUCCUGUAUGCAGUGAAAAGUGAUGACAAGCUUGUGAUGAGGAGCCCUCCAACCAAACCAGACGAUAACUGGCUUGAUUCUAGCAAAACCACUGGAAAAGGAGGCUGGCGCAUCCUGACCCACUUCAUGGCUUUCACCCUAGAGUCAGACCUGUGGUGUGUGGAUUCAAAGAAUGGCAACAUCUAUAAAGGACCAGCCCCGACCAUUGCUGAUACCAACUAUAUUGAAAAGGCAGAGAAACUGGGCUGGGGUUACAAUGUCUACCCCAUCCUUUCCUUCACCAUUGAUAAAACCAUGCAGAGUAUUGUGAGCUUUGAAUUCUUGCCAGAUUCAGGGAAAAUCCUAUCCCAAGGCACAGAGGUGGUGCAGACCCAGAUCUAUAACAACAAGAGCAGCACUCCCUUAAAGCACACCUUCUCGUAAGUAAUGGAAACCUUAUUGUCCUGCUUGCUCAUGCCUGCUGGCAAUGCUUGUACUGGUGUUAGGAAGGUAAAUGCCUGCAGUGUAUAAACCAUACUUGGAAUGCUCAGGUCUGAGUGGUGGAUAGACAACAUCUCUAGUUAUAUUCCAUGAUCUAGAUGGCUGAAAUGAGACUGGGUAAGUAUGCCGAGGACAUUGAAGAAUAAGGGUGUUCAUAUGGCUUUUCCUUUCAGCCAUUUAGUAGAUGGCUCCCUAACUUCCCCCUCACGUAGCACUGCCAUGAAGGAGUAAUCUGCAAAACUGCACUCCCUAUGGUAUAAUGGGCCUAUGAAUUUCAGAAGGCAUCUUUAUUUUUAUUUUUUUCUCCUUACCACUUUCUGAUUUUUAAAACAAACUGAAAUUUGAAAUCUAGAUCUCAUUUUUAUCCUUACUCAAAAAAGCCAAACUAAUCAACUGGGUGGGUAUGAGUGGAGGUGGUGGUAAACUAGCCUGAGUCGUGAUCCAAAUAUUCCAGUCUAUCAAACUAUUAAUGACUGGCUUCUUUCUAGCUUCUCCAAAACUGUAACUGAGAGCAGCAGCUUCAGCCAGGAACAUGGAUUCACGGUGGCUGUUGGAGCUGAGAUGUCGUUUAAAGCUGGCGUCCCAUUCAUAGGGGAAAUGGAGACCAAGAUUUCCAUCAAUGUGAGCACAACUCAUACCUGGAAUUUCACCACAACCAACACUACACAGGUAAGCAUGGCUUGUAUAAUGGAAGGGAGAAGGUGGUAUCUGGUUUCUGAUUAUACUUGGCAUACUGACUAGUGUGAUAACAAAACCCACUCAGCUAUUGGGUUUAUUCUUCAACUGGCUUCAGUUUCUUUCUCGUGUCUCUCAAUGUAUGACUUGGAUCAACACUGGUUAAAGACAUUCUGACUUGGUAGUUGUGGGCCCUGUUACUGCUGCUCUAAUAAGGCAGAUAGCUGGGUAAGUACCUCGCUAAUUGGCCUUGGUCAGUGUACUCUUGCCCAACCUGCAUAAAAUACACUAUACAUACUUAUGCUGAACUGGUUAACUUGUAGUCUGGCAUGUUACAGUAAAUUCUCCUUCUCAAAGGGAUACUAACAAAACAACUUUAGCUUAAUGGUACAGUUUUUGGUGUAUAGAUCAUGCCCCAUAGUCUCAUUGCUAAAUCCUCUGCCAUUUAGGAGUUCAAUCACUUUGUUUAGAUUUUGGUUUCUGCAGAUAUAGCCACAUCUCCACUGGCUGUGACACCUGGUUUAUAUGCAAUAAAGGAAGCUCUAAUAUCCAAGCUUUGUGUUUGGAAAGAUUGUUUGACUCACAUGCUGGGAGGUGUGACUAGGGAUGCAUAAACAAUGAUUGAUCUCCUGAAUUGAGCAGGAAGACUGCAAGGGCAUGAUUUGUACACCAAAACUGUUUAAUUAUGCUAAAGCUGUUUUUGUGCUUGUAGUGGCAAAUGGUUAAUAAGAACCACACAUUACUGUGGUGUGCCUCUGUCAUCUCUCACCUACCUUCAUUGUACUGCAGUACAGAGAAGGAUUAAAAUAACACAGGGCCCUGAGUAGAUUUCCAGUCUGCCCCAUUCCUCCUUCAGCUUCUAACCUUCUGACUUAUUCUGCAGACUACCUUCUCAUCCAGCACAGAUGUGGAGGUUCCAGGUGGUCAUUCAAUCCGUAUGGUGGCAUCAGUGACAAAGGCAGAAAUGGAUGUACCGUUCAAUGCCAAGAUCCGCACCUUGUUUGGCUAUGAGACCACCAUCCAGGGAAUGUGGAAAGGGGUCACUCACUACAACCUGAUGGUCACCCAGGAAGACUACAAACCAUGA